CAACACAGCAAACUCCUCUGACCAAAAAUGCAGCAAAGAUGCUGUGAUUAUGAAGGUUAACUUUAGGUCCUUCAAUCUUUGAAAGUGGUUGAUAAAAGGAUGCAACCAAUUUGUUAAGGCAGAAGAGAGUAUGUGAAGCUGUGAAGUUGAAGGUUAACUUAAUGUCCUUCAAUCUUCUUGAGGCAAAAGAUCUGCAAGAAGUAAGAUAAAAAAAAUGCUGGUUUGAUGAUGUUUUAUGUUGCUGGUAUGGGUGGUGUUUUAUGCUACAGCAUUAGUCCAAAAAGGCAAGGAUGGCUUGUGAAGGUGCAGAUUGGGACCAUGAGAGUAGUCAACAUUGCAUCAAGAUGGUACGUGACUGUAGAGAAAGAAUGUGAAAACCAAGCACAAGAUGGACAACAAAGGGCUGAUCCAGGUGCUUAGGCAUAAAUCUAUUUUUGUUUUGAUUUUACAGCUUUAACACCAAGGAGGAGUGUUAGAGUUGUGGUGUCAAAGCUGCAGCAGUGGGAGCAAAUUGAAAGACGUGAGAGCUGCAACAUGACUGCACAGUAGCAGCAAACUGACAACAGCAUGAAGCUGCACAUGGGCUGCAAAAUGGCAGCAAAUCUUUUGAAUGUAACCUUAUUUUAAAUGUUUGAUAGAUUUUCUUGUAUUAGGUAAAAUAUUAAGUGAGAAGAAAUUAUUUUUUAUUAU
This is a messenger RNA of Rubroshorea leprosula, 690 nucleotides long. The record is from the annotation of a GenBank genome assembly. Lineage: Eukaryota; Viridiplantae; Streptophyta; Magnoliopsida; Malvales; Dipterocarpaceae.